GUUGGUCAACCCGUCAGCCGUCAAAAGCUAGUGCGUACAUAAGCACGUGGGUAUCUUUCUGAAGCCGAACGAAACUUUAAAAAGGGCACCCGCUGUUCUACUGGCCUGACGUGUCAUCUCUCUUCUACUAAAUCGCUAUAGCCCCAAUUGUCUACCAAAUAGAAAAAACAUGUCUUACCCAAAGGAAGUCGGAGGCUAUAAGCUCGGGAAACUCAUAAUUGAGGGAAAGACAAAGCAAGUUUUCGAUCUGCCCAGUGAACCAGGGCUGUGUCUCCUACUGAAUAAGGACAGGAUCACCGCUGGAGAUGGCGUCAAAGCACACGAUAUGGAGGGCAAAGCUGCUAUAUCCAACCAAACAAAUGGAAAGGUGUUCGAGAUUCUGAAAGCUGCAGGUAUCAAAACCGCAUACGUAGAAGUGGCUUCACCAACGGCUUUCAUAUCGAAGAAAUGUGAGAUGGUGCCAAUUGAAUGGGUGACAAGAAGAUUGGCCACCGGUUCAUUCUUAAAACGUAAUCCAGGAGUACCUGAGGGCUUUCGUUUCACCCCUCCCAAACAGGAGACCUUUUUCAAGGACGACGCUAAUCACGAUCCACAAUGGUCGGAAGAACAAAUCGUCUCUGCUAAGUUUGACGUCAAUGGUUUAGUUAUUGGUCAAGACGAAGUUGAUUAUAUGCGCAAAGUCACGAUUCUGGUAUUUGAGAUCUUGGAGAAAGCGUGGGCUCUCAGAAAUUGCGCCCUCAUAGAUAUGAAGAUUGAGUUUGGAGUUGACGUAGAUGGAAAUAUUCUUUUGGCUGACGUAAUUGAUUCUGAUUCGUGGAGAUUGUGGCCUUCUGGUGAUAAGAGAUUGAUGGUUGACAAACAGGUGUACAGAAAUUUGGCUAACGUCACCGCAGCUGAUUUAGACACUGUGAAGCGCAACUUCGCGUGGGUGAAGGAUCAGCUGGAUCAUCUGAAACCGACCAUCCACCACAAGGUCGUCGUGUUCAUGGGCUCGCCAGCUGAUGAGGAACAUUGUCAGAAAAUAGCUAAAGCUGCCCGUGUAUUCGGAUUGGAUGUGGAUCUGCGUAUAACCUCAGCACAUAAAGCAACACAAGAAACCCUCCGAAUCAUGCAGGAAUACGAAGAUACUCAUGGAGCUCUCGUCUUCAUUGCUGUAGCGGGCCGAUCGAACGGUUUGGGACCGGUUUUGUCUGGAAACACUUCGUACCCUGUUAUCAACUGUCCGCCUCCUUCGGAUAAACUGGUCCAGGACAUUUGGUCAUCACUAUCAGUGCCGUCAGGUUUGGGUUGCGCAACAGUCGUAUACCCAGACAGUGCAGCUAUCAUGGCAGCUCAAAUCAUUGGGCUACAAGACUAUCUCGUGUGGGCCCGCCUCAGAGUCAAACAGCUGGACAUGGCUACAUCCCUGAGGACCGCCGACAAGAAACUCAGAAACCCCAAAGUUUAAUUUUACAUUUAUCUGUCUACUUGUCUAGAUAUAUUUUUAAAAGCGGUCUCAUCAGAACUGUACAGUAUUUGGAUGAGCAGCAAAUUGAGACUGGCAUUCUUGUUUUUAUUUGUUAAUUUUUCACUUUUAUUGAACUUGGUUCAUUAUUUUUGUAAUUUUACACUUUAUGGACACAUUCCAUCUAAGACCACAAUAAAAGUUUUUAAUUUUA
This is a messenger RNA of Bicyclus anynana (squinting bush brown), 1658 nucleotides long. It is a transcript of the gene Paics, whose product is annotated as bifunctional phosphoribosylaminoimidazole carboxylase/phosphoribosylaminoimidazole succinocarboxamide synthetase. Gene Ontology annotation, biological process: 'de novo' IMP biosynthetic process. Gene Ontology annotation, molecular function: phosphoribosylaminoimidazolesuccinocarboxamide synthase activity. Bases 170 to 1447 code for a protein of 425 amino acids. The transcript is spliced from 8 exons. NCBI's taxonomy places the organism in Eukaryota, Metazoa, Arthropoda, Insecta, Lepidoptera, Nymphalidae. The record is from RefSeq and is a predicted model, not a curated record.